CAUCUGUGUUCAUGGUCAGCUGAUUUAAAGAACGGAGUUACAAAACAUUAAAAACUAGCAUACAGAGCAGCGUGUUAUUUCAUUUCCUUGGAUGUAGUCACCGGAAUAUGAAAUUCAAUGGAACCUGCUACUACCACAGCUCCGAUGCAAAGCGAUUGUGAAACAGAGACAAGUUCAGUCUGGAGCUGGUGGCCUUCCUGGCGUCCAACAUCCAUGUCCCUUCUAAAGACUGCAGAGUCAAAGAUUCUUGCAUGUAUCCAGAAUGACGUAUGGUCUCGGUUUGUGACCCUGCCAAACCGCGAUCGAAUAUGGACUCUGACCCUCACCAACAAGGGGGUGCGCAAAACUGCAGAACAGGCCCCGAAGACUCCCCUGGUGAUGGUCCACGGGUUCGGUGGAGGGGUCGGCCUUUGGAUCCGGAACAUUGACGCUCUGAGUCGAUCGCGGCCUGUUUACGCCUUUGACCUCCUGGGCUUCGGCCGGAGCUCCAGGCCUUCCUUCCCCUCGGAUGCUACGCAGGCAGAGAAGCAGUUUGUGGACUCUAUUGAGCAGUGGAGAGAGUAUUUAGGCCUGGAGAACAUGAUCCUGCUGGGACACAGUCUGGGGGGGUACCUGGCUACCUCCUACGCCAUCCAGUACCCUACUAGGGUGUCACAUCUGAUCCUGGUGGACCCCUGGGGAUUCCCUGAGCGACCCCAGCCACAGACCCAGGAGGGUCAGGGAUCAGAGAUAAACAAGAGGCCCCCCCUUCCGCGCUGGGUAAAAGCUAUUGCCGCUGUGGUUUCCCUAUUCAACCCACUGGCUGUCAUCAGAGCAGCAGGCCCAUGGGGUCCGGGCUUGGUGAACAGAUUCCGUCCUGAUUUCAAAAGGAAAUUUGAAGAUCUGUUUGAGGAUGACACAAUGACCCAGUACAUCUACCACUGUAACGCACAGACCCCGAGUGGUGAGGUGGGUUUCAGGGCCAUGUCUGAGUCUCUGGGCUGGGCCAAGAAUCCCAUGCUGGAUCGUGUUCACCAGCUGCCCCCCUCCAUGCCCCUCACCAUGCUGUACGGAGCGCGAUCCUGGGUGGAAAGCUCCUCUGGGGACAGAGUGGUCCAGAUUAGGAACCAGGCCCACACCAAAGUGCUGCUGAUAGAUGAUGCUUCUCACCACGUGUAUGCUGAUCAACCAGAGGAGUUCAACAAAGUGGUGGAAGAUAUAUGCAACUCUGUUAACUGAGAUGCGCUUGUGUGUGUUGUAUGUGUGUGUUUGUGAGUAAAGGACUGAAAGUGUGUAGGAGUUUGACUUUGGUUUUAGCACUGUGUUCUUUUUUUUGCGUUGAGGCAUAUCAAAACUUCCUGUAGCUCAAUAUGAGUUUGAAUGUAAUUGUGUUUUGAAUCAUAGUGACAGGUUAUUGAUUUUAUCGUAGUGAAGUUGUCAUGCCAUUUAUAAGCUGCCAAUCCUCUUUUUUUUCUCCAUUGAUUUCACUGUAUUUUUGGCAAAGCUAACAAAUGCUUAUCCAUUUUUCAGUUACUUUUUCAAAACUCUUAACACAAGCGACAGCACACCUACAUCUCACACUCAGCCAAAUAGUCGGGUUUCUGCUCAAAACCACUUUUUGACAAUGCAAUACCAACUCUAUAUUUCAAAAUGCAAUAAAGAUUUCUCUACAUACUAUAACUCUACUAAAACACAUCAAAUCCAUCUCCAUAAUCAAUCACACAAAGUCAAUCAAAACAGUAAAGAGUAUGACUUUGUACCUAUACCUGCAUACAAAACACAAUAGGACAUCAUUGUGUUUCAUAAUUCCUUUUACUGUAACCAACUCUCCCAUUUUAUCCUUUUUUGGGGUGAUUGUGGCAUUUGUGCAUUUCUGGCGACAUAUAAUCCUAAAGUUAUAGAAUGUACAUAAGAAAACAAAGUCAGUUAUACAAGCAGUUUAAAACGCUGCCAUAUAAAAAAAUGAUAUUACAUGAAUACAGUUAAAAGCACAAAACCCGUACACCUUUAACAUUUAGCUAACCCAUGUUCUUCUCCACAUCACAUCUAAUGUUGUCUCUUGCUUUGCACCUUUUGAUAAAAUCGCUUUCCAUGUCUUAUCUACCCGAUUUAUCAAAUGGGAAAAUAAGCAUAAUGGGGCCCGUUUAGGUUCCUUUAGUGGCAGAAGACGAGGGAUUAUACUAUGUCAAAGGUUGUUUUGUUUCAUUUUUGGCAUGCUAUAGUUUUGUUAUAAGUAAACUUGUAUGUAACGAAUAUUUAAGUAACAUGUUAAUUGACUGCUUACUAUUUUUCUUACAAAUCAUGAAGUGUGAUGUUAAUGGUGUGGUCCAGAAAAGAUAGGUGUUGUGCUAAUUGUCUUCAGAGUUUUGAAAAUUGGACAAAAGGAUGCUGGUGAAAAAAUUGUUUGGAAAAAAAAAGUUAUUUUGAUAGAUGAUUUAUUUAUAACAUGACUCAAUUUGUUUGUUUAUGUGGUCAUACAGAGUUAUAAUUGAACUACAAUAUUCAGUGCCAAAUUAUGUUGCCAAUUUAUGUGUUUUUAACGAAGUGAAACAAGCACACCGCUCUGGAUCACUGUGUUACGGAGCGGCCACAUGGCACUUAUUCACACUAUUUAUGUGCCUGACAUUAAGCACUGUAUGCGUUUCUUCUUCUCUAAGCCCCGCCUUUCUCGUAUAUAUUUUCCAUCGUAAAAAACAGCUGUUUGUAUUUUAUAUCUUGAAAACAAUAAAAUCCUAUUUAAGAAACUGCUA
Messenger RNA from Trematomus bernacchii (emerald rockcod), 2729 nucleotides. It is a transcript of the gene abhd4, whose product is annotated as abhydrolase domain containing 4, N-acyl phospholipase B. The transcript is spliced from 8 exons. Gene Ontology annotation, molecular function: phosphatidylcholine lysophospholipase A1 activity. Bases 118 to 1218 code for a protein of 366 amino acids. Gene Ontology annotation, cellular component: lipid droplet. Lineage: Eukaryota; Metazoa; Chordata; Actinopteri; Perciformes; Nototheniidae. The record is from RefSeq and is a predicted model, not a curated record.